CGGCAUCAAUAAUUCACAGAUGUCAGUCAACAUAUCGGUCAAUCGAUACUUAUGGAGCUCUGCUGCUGUAACUGCUGCUGUUAUUCCAGAAUGGGUCACCGAUAGCUGCUGAAUUGUUCUUUUUUUUUUCCCCUAGGGCUCGUAUCCGGUCUCGAUGCUUCCAAGUCGCAAUCAAGUCGACGAUCCCGCCCCCAGCGCCCGCUGCAGCAUCCCCGAGCUGCUAUUAGUCCAGCUCCUAGUCCCCAAUGCUCGACUGAACAACCCCUCCAUACCAGGCAGAUUGCCUCUCUUCUCUUCUGUUUAAAAGCCCGUUGCCUCUCGCUUCAAUAAGGCGCGGCUUGCUAAUCUCCCAUUUCGGCCCCUCCAUCUUUGUCUCCAGUCCUUAAUUCCGUAGCAAAAGGAGCCAAUUAUCGGGACUAUUUGGACCUCCCCACAUUCAGCCCUGUUGGACUACGCUUGGGUUUGUUGCCCUCGCCACAGUCGCCGAGAAUCAAAUAAAUAGAUAAAAAUACAGAAGCUGCUGUCAUCUCACUCUCACACACAGAGAGUGAGAGAGAGGUCUAUAUACAGACAUAGAAAAAUCGGUAAUAUUUUAAAUAUCCAAUCGAUUCCCACCCGCAGCACAACCCUACCCGCUGCCCGCCUCCCCAGCGGCCCUGUUAAAUGGCCCAAGACUCGUCUUCUUUAGAGCACCAAAGGACGGUGGCAGGAAAGAUCACAAUCGACUGCUCCACAGCCGUUGCUGAAACAUGCACCACCCGAUCUACGACAGCCUCUCAUGACAGCCCACUGAGGCAUCAGACGAGAAGUCGUACUGCUCCUCGUCGAGUAAAAGAAACUCUUAAUGCUCGUUCCGAAUACACCAAUAGCCAGGAUGAUGGCACCGCGGAACAUCGUAUCAACCAGUAUCUCAUAAAACAAGAGAUUGGGAGAGGCUCGUUCGGGGCUGUCCAUCUAGCAGUUGAUCAAUAUGGCCAGGAAUACGCUGUUAAAGAAUUUUCGAAAUCACGAUUGCGAAAACGAGCUCAAUCCCAUGUCUUGCGCAAUCCGCGGGGGGUGAGACGCCCUGGCAUAAUCCCCGCUGGUAUGGGUUUGAAUUCUCCCCUCCACCGCCACCCGUCCGGCCACGAAGACGAGGAGGGCAGUAACUCCCUGUAUCUUAUUAAGGAGGAAAUAGCAAUCAUGAAAAAGCUAAAUCACCCUAACCUCGUGGCUCUAUACGAAGUUCUCGAUGACCCUACAGAAGACUCAUUAUAUAUGGUCAUGGAAAUGUGUAAAAAGGGAGUCAUCAUGAAGGUGGGCCUGGGAGAAUGUUCAGACCCAUAUCCAAACGAAAGCUGUCGUUGUUGGUUUCGCGACUUGAUCCUUGGGGUGGAGUAUCUACAUGCGCAGAAUAUCGUUCACCGAGACAUUAAGCCGGACAACUGCCUCCUGACUAACGAUGACGUGCUCAAAGUUGUCGAUUUCGGUGUAUCGGAAAUGUUUCAGAAAGACUCUGAUAUGUAUACCGCGAAGUCGGCAGGGUCACCUGCUUUUCUACCCCCAGAGCUGUGUGUUGCGAAGCAUGGGGAUAUAUCAGGGACAGCAGCCGAUAUCUGGUCGAUGGGUGUGACUCUGUACUGCCUCCGCUAUGGGCGAAUACCAUUCGAAAAAGAGAGCAUCUUUGAGCUCUACGAGUCGAUCAGGAAUGAUGAGGUUAAAUAUGAAAAUGAGACAGAUGAGGAUUUCAUAGCUUUGAUGACAAAUAUUCUAGAGAAAGAUCCUGCAAAACGGAUCAAGAUGCCUGAGCUCAGAAACCAUCCCUGGGUCACAAAAGGUGGCACCGACCCACUCCUAUCUACAGAGGAAAACACCGCCAACCCCAUUGGGGAACCUACAGAAGAAGAAUUGAAUACUGCAAUUACCAAGAAAAUAGGCAAUGUGCUUACAGUGGUCAGAGCGGUGCAAAAGUUCAAAAGGCUGAUCGAGCCGGAAAACGCCCCAAUGCAAAGUAUUCUGGGUCAAGAUGUCGAAGCCCAUUUCGUUCAACCGCCUUUAUCCAUGGAAGCGUCUUACGUCGAAGUUUCUUCGGCAAAUACAGCAGACCAAAAUGCUCCGUCUAGUGCUAAGAGUAUCCAUUCAAAGUCCGGCUCCACAGACUCCAAGCGACGAGUCAUCGAAAAGGGGAUUUACGUGCCUCCCGCCGUGCAUAAAAGUGGCAGCGCCUCGCGUCUUGGAUGCACGCACGGGGAAUCAUGCCGAUACAGUGCUGCUUCAAUAUCCAAGUCCCCGUCUCCACCUCUUCAAACCUCCCGCACCAGCACCCCGAGCAAACAAAGUUUUUUAGAAGGUACACGAGGCCAUGCUCGCGAUCCGCUAGAAGAAGACCAUUCCUUCCUUUUCAUCGGCCCAUCCACUUUUACGGGUGUCCUGACAGUGGACGACGAGAAGACAUCAUUAACCUAUUUCAGCCGUGCAGCAACCUCGGAACCCAUGGGUAACUCUGAAGUAACUAGUGGCCUUGACGGCCAUGGCUUCCCGAUCGAUGAAAUGGGUCUGGUGCCAAUCGUGAGCGAAUCACCAGGCGCCUCGGGUAUCGACAUCUAUGAAACGGCGUAUAUGGAGGAGGUUGAGCGAAUUCGGAAACAAAGCCUUGCGCGCCAGAAGCCGGCGCCGAAGGUAUAUCUCACCCGAAGGGUCGAGGGGAAAGAAUCGAGCUUGGGCGAGCUGCUUCGGCAAGCUACUGUAGGCAUGGCGUCGACCAGCCCAGCAGAGGAUCAGAAGGCCCCGUCUACCACCACCACCACCGUCCAGUUAGAACAGUCGACCGAAGGCUCAGGACAGCAAGUUACGCAAGCCGCAGCAGCAGCAACCCUGGCACCGACAUCUAGCACCCAGCCACCGCCCCAUAAGGCGCUCGGUGCCGCUGACGCCGUAACAAACAUGACUAACGCUACUGCCGAAACAGUGACGACAUCCACGACUCAACGGUCGCUGCUUGGGAGGGUUAGAAGAGAGAGCGCACAGUUUGGGAACAAAUGAACAUGGUUUUUAUCGUGUAGCAUACAGUCGUGUCGUGCUGUGUCGUGUUGUAUUACGUGCUAGCGCCGAUUUUUGGCUUGCUGGGAAAUCCAAGUUUUCUCUCUUCUUUAUCACUUUCCCGGCCUUUUUUUUUUUUCCCCUCAUGGUCGAAAACGGAAGGUUUGGUAUAAUAAACGGAGAUAUUUCUGAUUUCAUUUUCUCCUUACGUAUAUGUUUUCCGUCCCUCGUUUGCUUCUCUAUCCUCUUAGAUACCUCCUUCCUCGCUCUCGCUUCACAUAUACUUUCAGAUAUAUACAUAUAUAUUCAUCUUACAACUUACUGCUAGUAGAUUAGUUUGUGGUUUUCCCCGCUGUCGGAUGUAGUUCUCCCACGACGGACUUGCGGUAACUUAGGUUGUUAGCUUCAGAUGUUCUAGUCCCGUAUUUCCCUCCACUUUCCUAUUUAUCUGCUUUUUGUGCGGUGAUGAGCCGGGGAAUUGGUUAAUAGGAGGAUUUUCAAAUGCGUCCACGGUUAAAUAGGGGAUUGGGUGUCUUCUUCCAUAUAUAUAUAUGGGGGGAUAUGUAUACAGCAAUCUGCCCAGUCAGUAUUCAAAAUAUAUGGAUGAUAGUCUUUUCUGCAUGUUCCCGAUUUUAUCCAUUUGACGCCUUUAACGAGUAAACAGCCCUGGCUAAACAGAAAGUACAGUUCUAGAAGAAGAAGAGGUAUCUGCACAAAACAAAAGUAUACAAUCCCGCAAAAAAAAAAAAAAAAAAAAAAA
This is a messenger RNA of Blastomyces gilchristii SLH14081, 3778 nucleotides long. RefSeq names its product CAMKK/CAMKK-META protein kinase. Gene Ontology annotation, molecular function: protein serine/threonine kinase activity; ATP binding. Gene Ontology annotation, biological process: protein phosphorylation; intracellular signal transduction. The transcript has 6 exons. Lineage: Eukaryota; Fungi; Ascomycota; Eurotiomycetes; Onygenales; Ajellomycetaceae. Gene Ontology annotation, cellular component: cytoplasm. The record is from RefSeq and is a predicted model, not a curated record. Bases 664 to 3021 code for a protein of 785 amino acids.